AUGGCAACUUCCAUCAUCCAGACGCCUCAAGGACUGCUAUUCGCAGCUCUCGCCAUACUCACAGCCGCACUUCUGUACGCACAGGUCAAAAGCUAUGCGCGACUACGACACAUUCCCGGACCUCUACUGGCAUCGCUAACAGACCUCUGGUCAGCAACAAAAGUAUGGCGCGGUGCCCACCAUUGCGAGAUUGUCCACGAACUACAUCAAAAAUACGGCCCUAUCGUCCGCUUUGGCCCGAACAGAGUCAGCUUCGCGAAUCCAGAUACCAUACCACAGAUCUACGGAACGGGCCAAGUCUUCCCCAAAGCUAGUUCAUACAACCCCAUGAGAACUUUAGCGAACGGCAAGGAGAUCAUGAGUUUAGUCACAAUCUCCGACGAGAAGAAAGUGACAAGUCUCAAGCGCCACAUCAGUGCCGGCUUCUCUCAGUCCACAUGGUUAAAGCAGGAGGCUCAAAUCGACGGAACCCUCAAAAUCCUCAUAACCCAACUACGAGCGCGAGCUGGACAGGAAGUACCGUUGAACACAUGGCUAAGCUUCUGGUCCUUCGACACCUUGACAGAACUCGCCUUCAGCGAAAGCCGUGGCUUCCUCACCGCCGGACGGGAUCUCGAUGGUAUUUGCCCUUCUGGCCACCAACGCUUCGCACAUUGGAGGCUUUGGGCUUCGUUGCCGGGGUGGGAAGCGGUCAUCUAUAAGAACUGGAUCGUAACCCGGAUCCAGCGCGCCACCGGGCCAUUGGCGCAAUUAGCAAUUCGACGCAUUCAGCAGCGAAAGGCAGAGGAUAAAGCAGGAGGUGGUGGGAAAGAUUUGCUAGGACGGUAUCUCGCUGCUAGUCAAGAGGCGCCCGAGGCUGUGGCGCCUGCUGAUGUGCUGGGUCUGACAAUUUCGACGAUUCAUGCUGGGUCGGAGACGACGGCUAUGACGAGUUCGGCGACUUUGGUGUAUUUACUAUGGAACCCAGCUACUUUGGCGCGGCUGGAGGAGGAAGUGCUAGGUGCUGGUCUGAGCUUCCCACCGAGGUUCGCGGAGGUGGAUAAACUGGUGUAUUUGGACGCUGUGAUCAGGGAGGGGAUGCGGCUGUUCGUCAACCCCAACUGCGUAGAGCGCACCAUCACUCCACCAGGAGCAGAGAUCGGGGGCGUCUACCUCCCAGCAGGCACGGGCGUCUCCAUCUCCGAGCUCGACACAACCCGCGAUCCAGCUGUAUACGGUGCAGACCCUCACAGCUUCAAGCCCGAGCGAUGGCUUAAUGUCGACAAAACGAAGUGGGCAGAGAUGAACAGGGUUUCGUUUGGGUUCAGCUAUGGCAGGAGGGAGUGUAUUGGGAAACAUCUUGCGAGGAUGGAGAUGAAGAAGUUGUUGGCGUCGUUGAUUUUGAGUUUUAAGAUUGUGCCUACGAAGCCGGUGCAGAUGUGGAUGGAGUCGAGUCUGGGUCAGACCAGGCUUGAUGUGAGGCUAGAGCCUCGCGUUCCGUUGUGA
This is a messenger RNA of Fulvia fulva, 1485 nucleotides long. RefSeq names its product Cytochrome P450 monooxygenase tropD. Gene Ontology annotation, molecular function: iron ion binding; oxidoreductase activity, acting on paired donors, with incorporation or reduction of molecular oxygen; heme binding. The record is from RefSeq and is a predicted model, not a curated record. The transcript has 3 exons. NCBI's taxonomy places the organism in Eukaryota, Fungi, Ascomycota, Dothideomycetes, Mycosphaerellales, Mycosphaerellaceae. The coding region runs from base 1 to 1485 and encodes 494 amino acids.